GCUGCGCGCAGCCUCGUCCCCCAGCGUGCCCUCGCGCGCUUCCUCUCGCCCGCUCUGCUCCUUUUUAGUGACUCCGGGGCACGCGCAGCGUUCGCGCGGCGAUUGGCUGCCUCGGUGGCGGCGCCACAGGCCCGAGGAACUACGCGAGCGGAGUGGGCGCUUCAGGAUCCCGCGGCUCCUCAGAUAUAGCCAUAUUUGUCUUGCACAAGAGAGCUCAGUGGGAAGUGAGCGCGUACCAGUAGAUGAGCAGCUGACUAUGAAUUCUGAGCAGAGCAUGCACGAAUUAGGCAAUGAAGACACAUCUGAGGACCUUGAACUACCAGGAAGUAAAUCCAGCAAUUUUCAGGUCCUCCGACCUUGUCCAGAUGAAGGGCCAUCUGCAAAGUGCAGUAUUAUGGAAUGUGGAAAGAAUUAUGAAUCUGUGAUUUCUUAUCAAGUUAUCCCAGACUUAAAUAAAGAGACAUCAGUAGCAUAUCUUCAAAAAGAAUUGGAAAUUCUCAGAGCAAGCAAUAAAAAGCUUCAAGAAAAAUUGGCUAAGGAAGAUAAAGAAAAGAGAAGACUGAAGCUUAAGUUGGAACUCCAAGAGAAAGCCGCAGAGGCUGACAUUGCGGAAAGGACUGCAGCUUUGGUUGAAGAAGUGUAUUUUGCACAGCGAGAACGUGAUGAAGCUAUUAUGUGCAGACUGCAGUUAGCCCUCGAGGAGAGAGAUGAAGCCAUUGCACGUGUGAAACAUAUGGAAAUGUCACUAAAAAUGCUAGAAAAUAUUAACCCUGAAGAAAAUGACAUGACAUUACAGGAAUUACUGAGCAGAAUAAACAAUGCAGACACUGGGGUAGCUAUUCAGAGGAAUGGAGCUGUAAUUGUGGAUAGAAUCUACAAGACCAAGGAAUGUAGAAAGAGAAUAACCGCAGAAGAAAUGAACGCCGUCCUAGAAGAGCGGGAUGCGGCAUUGUCUCAGUGCAAACGGCUGCACCAGGAGCUUCAUCGUCUGAAAGAGCAGAACCAGACUUCAGCAAACAACACGAGACGUCCGACGGCUGAAAACAAUCAGGAACGUGCUCUGAAGACAAAAUUAUUAUCAAUGCAGCAAGCCAGAGAAACUGCAGUUGAACAGUACAAAAGGCUGGAAGAAGAAAUACAGACAUUACGAGUUUACUACAGCUUGCAUAAAUCAUUAUCUCAAGAAGAAAACCUGAAGGAUCAGUUUAACCAUGCCCUUAGUACCUAUGAAGAAGCCUUAAAGAACAGAGAGAGCGUUGUCUCACUCACUCAACAACAGAAUGAAGAACUGGCCACCCAACUUCAGCAGGCUCUCACUGAGCACUCUAACAUGGAAUUACAGCUUCAGUGUGCUGUGGAGGCCUCCCAAGCAGCCAACGAAAAGGUUCAGAAGUUAGAAAGGCUGGUGGAUGUCCUGAGGAAGAAGGUUGGAACAGGGACCGUGAGGACCGUGAUCUGACUGAAAGCCACCCAGUCUGGGGAAGCAGUCACAUCUGGUGGCCAGGCUGUCUCAUUCAACACUGUGUAAACACUAAAAGCCUUAACUUAGCAAACAGUUGUUAGAAGUGGGACACUCCAACCACAUUCCAAGCUGAGAUAAAAUCAAAUCACAAAUGUUUAACCACUUUGCUGCUGACUUCAGUUAUUUAUCCAAAUAUAUUAACUACAGGCUUUUACCAACUAGAACAUUGCAGCUUAUUUUGUAGCUAUUUUAUAUUUGUGCCUUUAAUGUAAAUCUUUUAGCCGGUGUGCUAUAAAAAAAAACGUGUGAAGUCAGUUGGGAUCGGAGCCCCGCAUAUGGCCCUUUCUGAAUCAAAGUGCAGCAAAGUAAAUAUUGUCCAAGCCUUAAUCCACUGUGUUAGGUCAAAACUUCAAAUAAAUGCGUUUUCAGUAUAGAGUAUAUUUCUUAACUGAUGGGAGAAGCUCAGACAUGAGAGAAUGUAGCCUACCUUCAAUGUAUGUAUGCAGCUUUUGUUCUUACUAUUGAAGAAUAUAGUAUAGAUGCCAUGAAUUAAAUGUAUAAUUUGCUUUAAUAGGACAUUAAAAUGGCAAUCACCAAGGCAUGAUUUUUGUUUCACUAUAAAUAAUAUACACUGUUUUCAAUAAAAAGGGCUAUUAAAGU
This is a messenger RNA of Mus pahari (shrew mouse), 2122 nucleotides long. RefSeq names its product mirror-image polydactyly 1 (gene Mipol1). Bases 257 to 1459 code for a protein of 400 amino acids. Lineage: Eukaryota; Metazoa; Chordata; Mammalia; Rodentia; Muridae. The transcript is spliced from 11 exons. The record is from RefSeq and is a predicted model, not a curated record.